CUAGUGUAUCAUUUGAGCUUUAAAGUUGUUUAACAUUGUUUCUGGAGAUAAGAAACUGAUUGCUGUUAAGGAUGUAAGCCGUUUAUACAAAGAACUACAUUACCCAGAAACCCUGGCUACGUUUCCAUGCCAACCUCAUUAUGACAACAGUAAACUAACUUCAUAGCUGAUACUGUGGCAAAUGUUCGUGCUAACUGAUUCACGCUAGGUUAAAGUUAAAAGAUAAGGUUCGUUUAAUAGUUCGGCGAUGGGAAAAGACUAUUACGAGGUCUUGGAAAUAAAUCGCAGUGCCACUGAUGCUGACAUUAAUAAGGCGUACCGGCGGCUCGCGCUGAAGCAUCAUCCGCGUAGCAGCAGUCACGCGCGCGCCGCCGAGCGCUUCACUUUGCUCGCGGAGGCGUUUGAUGUGUUGAGCGACCCAUGUAAAAAGGCCACUUAUGAUAAGUUUGGAGAGGAGGGGUUAAAAGGAGGAAUCCCAUCUGUGUUGGGUGCGAAUGGCGCCUGGGCAUCAGGAUAUGUUUACCAUGGAAACGCAGAUGAAACUUUCCGACAGUUUUUUGGAGGAGACAACCCGUUUGCAGAUUUCUUCACCAAAGAUGGCAGUGAGGUAAACACAGCUUUUCAGAGCUUGCGUGGACAAAAGGAAAAAAUACAAGAUCCACCAAUAGAGAGAGACCUUCAUUUAGCGUUGGAGGACCUUUACUAUGGAUGCACCAAAAAAAUUAAGAUAUCACGAAGGGUCAUGAAUGAUGACGGACACACAUCCAGCAUAAGAGACAAAAUUUUAACCUUCACUGUGAAAGCAGGAUGGAACGAAGGGACACGGAUCACAUUUCCGAGAGAGGGGGACCAGGGACCAAACAACAUCCCAGCAGAUAUAGUUUUUGUCAUACGACAAAAGCAACACCCACGCUUUGUCCGUCAAAAUGAUGAUUUGUACUACACAGCACAAAUCUCUCUCGAGAAGGCUUUGACUGGUUUCUCCAUAGAAGUUGAGACACUAGAUGGCAGGCUUCUCAACAUCCCCAUUAACAACAUUGUACACCCUCAGUACACCAAAGUUGUGACAGGGGAGGGAAUGCCUCUCGUCAACAAUCCAUCCAGAAGAGGUGACCUGAUCAUUCGCUUUACUACACAGUUCCCAGAGAAGCUCUCGGCUGAGAAGAAACGGCUUCUAAAACAGGCACUCUGUUUGAAAUUUUAA
This is a messenger RNA of Myxocyprinus asiaticus (Chinese sucker), 1204 nucleotides long. It is a transcript of the gene dnajb13, whose product is annotated as DnaJ heat shock protein family (Hsp40) member B13. Gene Ontology annotation, molecular function: protein-folding chaperone binding. Gene Ontology annotation, cellular component: cytosol. NCBI's taxonomy places the organism in Eukaryota, Metazoa, Chordata, Actinopteri, Cypriniformes, Catostomidae. The transcript has 8 exons. The coding region runs from base 248 to 1204 and encodes 318 amino acids. The record is from RefSeq and is a predicted model, not a curated record.